This is a messenger RNA of Macadamia integrifolia, 2649 nucleotides long. Its product is annotated as heat shock protein 83. Bases 313 to 2424 code for a protein of 703 amino acids. Gene Ontology annotation, cellular component: protein-containing complex; plasma membrane; perinuclear region of cytoplasm. Gene Ontology annotation, biological process: cellular response to heat; protein folding; protein stabilization. The record is from RefSeq and is a predicted model, not a curated record. The transcript is spliced from 4 exons. Lineage: Eukaryota; Viridiplantae; Streptophyta; Magnoliopsida; Proteales; Proteaceae. Gene Ontology annotation, molecular function: ATP hydrolysis activity; ATP binding; ATP-dependent protein folding chaperone.
CUCUAGAGAGGCGGAACGGGAAGUUCCACAAACCCCACUCCCUCGCUAACUUCCCGAAUAGUCUGAAACUCUGAAUAGAAGGACCUAGAAAUUCUGAUCUUAAAUAUAAAUAACCUAUUCCUCCUUUCGUUUCCAUCAGUUAAGCAUUUUUCUAUCUAGCAAUAGCGAGCAAGCGUGCGUAAGCCAUAGUUUCCAGUUCCAAUUUCUGGUUUCUCUGUUCUUGAAUCGAUUCUUUCAAGCGUGCGUAAGCAUAGUUUGAAGUUUCUCUGUUCUUCAGUCGUUUCUUCCUGAUUCGAAGUUUGAUCGACAGCGAUGGCGGAUGUUCAGAUGGGAGAAGCAGAAACCUUCGCCUUCCAGGCCGAGAUUAACCAGCUUCUCAGUCUUAUUAUCAACACCUUCUACAGCAACAAGGAGAUCUUUCUCCGGGAACUCAUCAGCAAUUCCUCUGAUGCCUUGGACAAGAUCAGGUUCGAGAGCUUGACAGAUAAGAGCAAGCUUGAUGCGCAGCCGGAGCUUUUCAUUAGGCUUGUUCCUGAUAAGGUUAACAAGACCUUGUCGAUCAUCGACAGUGGUAUUGGGAUGACCAAAGCUGACUUGGUGAACAAUUUGGGAACAAUCGCAAGGUCUGGGACCAAGGAAUUCAUGGAGGCUUUGCAGGCUGGGGCCGAUGUGAGCAUGAUCGGUCAAUUUGGUGUGGGUUUUUACUCUGCCUAUCUCGUUGCUGAGAAGGUCAUUGUGACAACCAAGCACAACGACGACGAGCAAUACAUAUGGGAGUCCCAAGCCGGGGGGUCGUUCACCGUUACCAGGGAUGUGAGUGGAGAGCAACUCGGUAGGGGAACAAAGAUCACGCUCUACAUGAAGGAAGACCAGUUGGAGUAUUUGGAAGAGAGAAGAAUCAAAGAUCUAGUAAAGAAGCACUCUGAAUUUAUCAGCUAUCCUAUCUAUCUCUGGACCGAGAAGACAACUGAGAAGGAGGUCAGUGAUGACGAAGAUGAUGAGGCUAAGAAAGAAGAGGAAGGUGAUGUGGAGGAAGUAGACGAGGAAAAGGAGAAGAAAUCAAAGAAGAAGAAGGUAAAGGAGGUGUCCCAUGAAUGGCAGCUAAUCAACAAGCAGAAACCCAUCUGGCUGCGAAAGCCAGAGGAGAUCACGAAAGACGAGUAUGCUUCGUUCUACAAGAGCUUGACUAACGAUUGGGAGGAGCAUCUGGCUGUGAAGCACUUCUCUGUUGAAGGGCAGCUGGAAUUCAAGGCAAUCCUCUUUGUGCCAAAGAGGGCACCAUUCGACCUGUUUGACACGAGGAAGAAGAUGAACAAUAUCAAGCUCUAUGUCCGGAGAGUGUUCAUCAUGGACAACUGCGAGGAGUUGAUUCCAGAGUACCUUGGUUUUGUUAAGGGUGUUGUUGACUCAGACGACCUACCCCUUAACAUCUCCCGUGAAAUGCUUCAGCAGAACAAGAUUCUGAAGGUCAUCAGGAAGAAUCUCGUGAAGAAAUGCAUUGAGAUGUUCACGGAGAUUUCAGAGAACAAGGAAGAUUAUACCAAAUUCUACGAGGCAUUCUCGAAGAAUUUGAAACUGGGCAUUCAUGAAGACAGCCAGAACAGGUCAAAAUUGGCUGAUCUGCUCCGGUAUCAGUCUACAAAGAGUGGUGAUGAGAUGACGAGCCUGAAGGACUAUGUCACCAGGAUGAAGGAAGGUCAGAAAAACAUCUACUACAUUACCGGUGAGAGCAAAAAGGCCGUCGAGAACUCUCCCUUCCUGGAGCGGCUGAAGAAGAAAGGCUAUGAAGUCCUCUUCAUGGUUGAUGCUAUUGAUGAGUAUGCUGUUGGUCAGUUGAAAGAGUACGACGGGAAGAAGCUUGUCUCUGCAACCAAAGAAGGCCUGAAGCUUGAUGAUGAGACAGAGGAAGAGAAGAAGAAACAGGAGGAAAAGAAGAAAUCCUUUGAGAGUCUUUGCAAAAUAAUCAAGGAUAUACUCGGAGAUAAGGUUGAGAAGGUUGUGGUUUCUGACAGAAUUGUUGAUUCUCCCUGCUGCUUGGUGACUGGGGAGUACGGUUGGAGUGCAAACAUGGAGAGGAUCAUGAAGGCCCAGGCUCUGAGGGAUAGCAGCAUGGGUUCAUACAUGUCCAGCAAGAAGACCAUGGAAAUUAAUCCAGAUAAUGGAAUCAUGGAGGAGCUGAGAAAGAGAGCUGAAACUGACAAGAAUGACAAAUCUGUCAAGGAUUUGGUUCUUUUGCUCUUUGAAACUGCCCUCCUCACCUCUGGUUUCAGCUUGGAUGAUCCCAACACCUUCGCUGCUAGAAUCCACAGGAUGUUGAAGCUGGGUCUCAACAUUGAUGAAGAUGAAACAGCUGCUGAAGACUCAGAUAUGCCUGCUCUGGAAGAAGAAGGAAACGAAGAAAGCAAGAUGGAGGAAGUUGAUUAGGUUAUAGGACAUUACUAGAACUAUGGAUAUGCGUGAUCGAUCUCUGAAAGUAUUGGAAAAAGUUCCGUUUGGUUUGUGUCUAUGUCCAGUUUUCUUGUGUUCAUAGUCGAGGAUUUUGGUUUUAAUGGGUCUUAUGUAGGUGGGUUUUGUUUCUUUAUCACUUACUGUGUCACCCUUCAAUACUUAAGAAUGGCGUAUGAAAUUUCUUUAGUUUUAUUUCUUGAA